AAGAAUAAACAGACAGAGAUCUCUUCCGGAGUCACUGACGGCUGGUGGCGGAAGUACUGUGGCCAUAUGAUCGCAUGAUGUCCGUUGUUGCCGGUAGUUAUGGUGUCUUUCUCGGAGGUGCUGUGUCUCGUGCUGGUGGCUCUACUGUGGGGAGGUACGAACCCUUUUCUGAAAAGAGGCACUGAAGGAAUUGAGGAAGUAAAAAAGGGCAACGCUGUACUUCAGUUCUUGGGAGAGCUGAAGUUUCUGUUCCUCAACAUCAAGUGCUUGGUGCCGUUCGUGUUGAAUCAGAGCGGAUCCCUGGUAUAUUAUCUCACACUGGCAACCACAGACCUGUCCCUGGCUGUACCUGUGGCCAACUCCCUCACCUUCCUGUUCACGCUUCUCACCGGGAAACUCCUGGGAGAAGAUAUCGGAGGCAAAAGAGCCGUGGCGGGAAUGUGCCUGACGAUGCUGGGAGUCACGCUGUGUGUCGCCAGCUCCAUCGGCGAGGACAGCGACGCCGCGUAGAUUUCCCUCGGGCAGCGGCAACCGUGGAACGGAGGCCAUGUUAAUCGCCAUAGAAACCAAGUCACCUUCCUGCUCGUCGUCACCGAACUCAGCCGCAGCGGUUCCUCAUUCCGUUCGGAGGGGUGUUCAUCCCCUGGUACUGCAGAGCUGCCCGGGACUGCUGGUCUUCCUCAUUAUUCCACACUUGAUUGGUGGGGUGUAGUACUUUAUUACACCGUUAAAUCUUUUUUCACCUGGUUUCAUUGGUGGUCUGAACUGGUUGUGCUGAUUGCAAGGUGAAAACAAAAACCUGUAAUGGACCAUGCAGCACUUUGGGACCAGGACCAGGACCAGGACCGGGGGGUUGCAGUUCCCUGCCCACACUCCAACCGCUUAACAAAAAACGCAUCAAUUGCCACAGAGUUCCAAAUACAGGUUUUUGGUCGCGUUUAAACACCACAGGGCCCGGCUAAACGAUUGAAUGAUCUGCGUUCAUUAGCACAGAUCUUUUAAAAAAAAAAAAAUAAAAAUAAAAAAUAGUCUGUGGCAAUGAGAUGGCAAACUCUGUGCUUCCUUUGGGUUAUCAAAGGGGCAGGUCCUCCUGAGUAACAAGUAGAACUGUUACCUGAUUGGUCCUGAGGGGGGAAAGGAGAGGACGGGGACCUCAGAGGUGUCCCAACAAUGUUCAAAAAAUGUGGGGAAAAAAAAUUCCAGGCCUGCUUCUAAUUAAUAUUGAAAAGAAAAAAGGAGGCAGUCACAAGAGCUCUUUAGAGGAGACAGAUUGUGUCUGGCUAAUGUUUAGCAACCCAGAGCCCAUCCAUUAGGCAAGCCCCAACAUCGUGGCCACAGGAUCUGUUGUUGGAAUGGAGUACCCUUUGUUGGCAUUUGAUGAAAAGUUUUUUUUUUUAAUUAUUUUUUAAUUACCCCAAAGAUACAGAAUUUGCUCCUUGAGCCAGGUAUACUGCCUUUUGUUAUGGGGUGUAGGUCCCGAUAAGGUAUUUGUCUUCUGUAAAAGGGGCCACAACUUAAGUUUUCUGAAUUUCUGAAAGGAAAUGUUCCUCAAAAGCCAUAGAGCGCAUACAACAUAUUUUUAAUUAACAAAAACCGAGUCUACUUUUGUAAAGCCCUGAGUACUGCAUUUAUUUUAGUAUGACAGAGUAUUAUAGAGUAUAUAUAACCUGCCGCUUUGCAGGUUAACAUUAUUUUUAUAAAAUUUACUCUGUGUAAAUAGAAAAUAGAUUAUACCUCAGUAUUAUAAUGUACAAAUGUCAGACCAAAAUAUGUGCAUUUUCAGUUGUCUGCAGUAAUAACAGUGUUUGUUACAUGUACAAAUGUAUUUAAAAUUUAUACUGAAUUCAGUUCUAAAUAAAAACUGAAUUUUUUGUU
Anguilla anguilla (European eel) is the source of this 1875-nucleotide messenger RNA. RefSeq names its product transmembrane protein 234 (gene tmem234). NCBI's taxonomy places the organism in Eukaryota, Metazoa, Chordata, Actinopteri, Anguilliformes, Anguillidae. The record is from RefSeq and is a predicted model, not a curated record. The coding region runs from base 100 to 510 and encodes 136 amino acids. The transcript has 5 exons.